AUGCCUCACACCCUCGACGCGCCUGCCCCAGCGAUGGCCUCCCUACUCACCGAUCUUUCUGAUGAAGAUAUUGCACGCCUAUGCCAUGAAAGCCGUCAACCGGACGCUAUACAAUACGGACGCUGCUUGAAACGAAUAUCCGAUGAUGUGAUUUCCAAAUUCGGGUGGACCGUGACUGCAGACGAAGCAGCGAAUCAACAAUAUGCUCAUGCUCUUUCACGCGAUACUAGUAUCAAGGUACCAGAGGUCUACCGGGCUUUUUAA
This is a messenger RNA of Penicillium samsonianum, 264 nucleotides long. RefSeq lists its product as uncharacterized. The transcript has a single exon. The record is from RefSeq and is a predicted model, not a curated record. NCBI's taxonomy places the organism in Eukaryota, Fungi, Ascomycota, Eurotiomycetes, Eurotiales, Aspergillaceae. The coding region runs from base 1 to 264 and encodes 87 amino acids.